GCCAACUCGACACUCUUCCGUUCCAUCCAUUUCUGCCUUCUUAGCCCCCUUCUCGCCAUCGAUAGUGCUUACUGGGCCGGAUACUAGUGCACGAUGUCGUUCUUCAAUUCCAUAGGUCGCUCUAUGCAGCGCUCGGGUCCUCGAGGACCGAAACGCUCUCCGACGCCUACGUCGGCCACAUUUCCCAACUCGGGCGGAAAUGGCGACGUCAAUCAACCGCCUUCACCAAGCACUACGUCUUCCAACCCACAGAAGCCUUUGUAUCUGUGUAGCCCUUUCGUAGAGGCCGCGCUCGUCAAGGGUAACUUCAAAACAAUUGUCAUGUUGCCCAAGUAUGUCGAUGUAACAGAAUGGGUCGCUGUGAAUGUCUUUGACUUCUUCCAAAACCUCAACAUGUUCUAUGGUGUCAUCUCGGAGUGCUGCACUCAACAAUCAUGUCCCGCCAUGGCCGCUGGACCCCAAUUGAAUUACACUUGGAUCAAUCAGGACCGUAAAAGUGUGCAGUUACCCGCCCCGACCUAUAUCGAUUACGUUAUGACAUGGGUGCAAAACGUCAUUGACGACGAGACGACAUUCCCCACCAAGUCUGGACAAGACUUCCCUGCCUCAUUCCCUGCGACUAUGAAACAUGUCUACCGCCAACUUCUCCGUGUUUUUGCUCACAUCUAUCACGCUCAUUAUUCCGCAAUCCUCCAUCUACGUUCCGAACCUCAUUUUAACUCCUUAUUUGCACACUUCCUUGCGUUUGGCAGAGAAUAUGAGUUGCUUGAUAUCAAGGAUGUCAAGGGAUCUGACAAGAGCUCGUCAGGCUCUGGACUGCCUGGGCAGGUGGGCAUCGGGGCUCUGUGGGAGAGGUGGAAGGAGAUGGGUAUCCUGGAGGGUUGAGAUCUGAUGCCAUUUUUCUCAAUGCGUUGAGGUGGUAUCUAGGAGCGCGCGUCGGAAGGAGGAGUUUGGAGUGACGUUGUGUCGGGCAGGGAACCAGUGAAGUUUAUAUCAAACCCGAUCAUGGAUUAUAUUGGACGUACAUAUACGCGUUUGUUGUUUUCAUCUGUGCAUAUAAUUUUUGGCUGUGUUUCUGGAUUAUUACUACAAUUUUGAUGAUGCUAUACCCC
Stereum hirsutum FP-91666 SS1 is the source of this 1112-nucleotide messenger RNA. RefSeq lists its product as uncharacterized. Gene Ontology annotation, biological process: signal transduction; positive regulation of protein phosphorylation; cell division. Gene Ontology annotation, cellular component: cytoplasm; nucleus. Bases 94 to 885 code for a protein of 263 amino acids. NCBI's taxonomy places the organism in Eukaryota, Fungi, Basidiomycota, Agaricomycetes, Russulales, Stereaceae. The transcript has 5 exons. The record is from RefSeq and is a predicted model, not a curated record. Gene Ontology annotation, molecular function: protein kinase activator activity.